Molecule: messenger RNA, 2026 nt
Organism: Malania oleifera
Lineage: Eukaryota; Viridiplantae; Streptophyta; Magnoliopsida; Santalales; Ximeniaceae
Exons: 6
Coding region: 472-1755 (427 amino acids)
Source: RefSeq, a predicted model, not a curated record
CUCAGCCACGUGCGCCCUCAAUCACCGCCGUCCAAUUCUCCCAAUUGUCAGAUCAUCAACUUCCGGUCCCACCCUCCCUCCUCUUCAUCACCGUCUUUAUACUGCAAUUUCCGGCUGUGUCCCUUUGACUCUCCUGAUUCCUCACUCUCUCUCUCUCUCUCCCCUCUGCCCUUUUCGGCUUUCGCGUUGUCCGCCACCGACUCGAAGGUCUGUGAAGCCCACGCUCUUCAACGGUCGGUGAUUUCGUCCGUACCAGGAGCGCGACUCCUUCUCUUUCUUUGUUCAUACUCAUCGUUGUUGUCAUCUUCUGCUGCUGUUCUUGGGAGACCUAAUCUAGGGUUCUUUCUUGCUUUCUGAAACUCUAAAAUCCAUUUCCAGGGGUUUUGGGUGGCUUUGUCAUUAGGCCUUGUGCUCGACCGCUCUCUUUGCUGAAUUUAUUUACCCGGAACAUGCGAUUUCAGCAUAUUUACUAUGAUUGAGAAGUCAAAGAACAGGAAAAGGGGCUCAAUCAGCGAAGACGACGUGUCUGCUCUCCUGGGAAGGUAUAAGGCGACGACGGUGCUUUCACUGCUUCAAGAAGUGGCUCAGUCUGCGGAUGCCAAGAUUGAUUGGAAUGCGCUGGUGAAGAAGACCUCAACUGGUAUUUCUGACGCAAGAGAGUAUCAGAUGCUAUGGCGACAUUUGGCUUAUCGCCAUUCCUUGCUCGAUAAGUUAGAAGAUGGGGCCGAACCUCUGGAUGAUGAUAGUGAUUUGGAGUAUGAAUUGGAAGCAUCCCCUGCUGUUAGUUGUGAAGCAUCAACUGAGGCUGCCGCAUGUGUGAAGGUACUCAUUGCUUCUGGUUUAGCAAGCGACUCCAGUGUCCCAAACAGCUCAACUAUUGAGGCUUCCUUAAUUAUAAGUAUACCCAAUGGGCAGCCAUCUAGAAAUUUCUCAGAAAACUCGCAACCAGCUUGUUCUGUGCAUGGGACACAUAUUGCUGUUCCAGUUUCUGUUCUGAAACAACCUCUACCUUCUGGGACGUCUGCUGAAGGAUUGGAUGCAAAUGGAGCAGCAAGCAGUAGUCUACCACCCCGAAAGAAAAGAAAACCUUGGACAGAAGCAGAGGAUAUGGAACUCAUUGCUGCUGUGCAGAAACGUGGUGAAGGUAGUUGGGCAAAUAUCUUGAAAGGAGAUUUCAAAGGGGAUAGAACUGCAUCACAACUAUCUCAGAGGUGGGCUAUUAUCAAGAAACGAUGUAAAAACUUGGAUGUGGGGGGAGCCAAAUCGAAUGGCCCACAAAUUUCUGAGGCACAGCUAGCAACACGUCGGGCAAUGUCCAUGGCCCUUAAUAUGCCAAUUGGUACUUUGUCUACAACUGCUUCAACCAGUAAUGGCGGGAUGAAUUCAAAUACUGCAUCUGGUUGCUCCACACGUCCUACAGCUGCCACUGUUACUGAAGCUGCAGGUGGUGGCGGUACUUCACAAUCCCAAAAUCAGUCUCAACAUGGUUCUGUCUCAGCAACACCUCAGGUGGGACCAUCGAGUUCAACACUGAAAUCCCGAGCAACCUCCAAAAAAGUGCCUACAAAGUCGGGUUAUAGCUCAGAUUCCAUGUUGAAAGCGACAGCAGUUGCUGCCGGGGCUCGCAUUGCAACUCAAAAUGAUGCUGCAGCACUGAUAAAAUCAGCAAAUGCUGUUCAUAUCAUGGGUCCUGGAGGAGGUUCUUUGAUCAAAUCAUCAUUGCCUGGAGGUUCAAACUCAGCGUCUGCUACUUAGGGUUGUACAAAGUUUACUGGUUAAACUGAAGGUCAGACCAAAAGCAAAUCGAUUCACAUUGUGGUUUGGUUUUUGGCUUUUCAUAUUUUAAAAUCAUGCUUCUUGGUUUCGGUUUCAGUUUUACAAGUAAACUGAAGCGAAAAGCUGAGUUAGGUUCCAGUUAGUUAAAUUUAAAAUUUUAAAUGCUAUUCUUUAGUUUAUUUGUUGGUUAGGAACUUACAUUUUAUUCUUACUAUUUUUAGCAUAGUAUAAUUAUGACCUUUAUGAAAAA